AUGGCGAUGAUGAUGACUGGCCGUGUGCUGCUGGUGUGUGCCCUCUGCGUGCUGUGGUGCGGUGCCGGCGGUGUUUAUGCGAGGGACGUUGACACCAACGCAGUGGGUGGCUGCAUGGCGUCGGGAGUGUUGGGUGAGAAUGGAUCCCACAUGCCUGACGGAUGUAAUAAAACUGCGAUUACGAUGACUUUGCGGUCAGUACUGCCCAUUACUGCCGUCGAAGCUUCGGCUGGAACAGAUAAUACUGUUGUAAUACAGAACGAUUCGCAUUCAAGUGGGACUUCCAACGCUGGUGCUUCUCCUGGUGGUCAUUCUGCUGGUGGAGGCGGUGGAACUUCUGCUGGCGGUCAAGGCAGCGGUGGCAUUUCUUCUGGUUCUUCUGCUUCUCCUCCUGUUCCUUCUGGUGGUCCUCCCGCUCCUCCUGCCGGUUCUCCUCCUCCUGCUGCUCCAGAUCCUCCUGCUGCUCCUGCUGUUUCUCCUGCUCUUACUCCUGCUACUCCUGGUGUUGAUUCUUCAGCUGGCAGCAGUGAUGGUAAAGCGGGGUCCUCAGGCAGUCAUCGAACUAACACAACAGGGGACUCUUCAACAGGAGAUCAGACGUCUGCAGCAGCAGCGGCUCACAACCCCUCGCCAGCCGAAGGAUCGGCAGGGACGACAUCCGGCACUGAACACACACGACAAGAAGAAGAAGAAGAGGAAGAGGAAGAAGAUUAUGAAAAGCAGCAGCAAAGUGAUGAAACACAAGUCCAACAACAUCAACAGCAUGAACGCCCCGCGGAAGGUGGCGAAGAAUCCGCGAAAGAUAAAAACGCCCUUCGUACAAAUGCCACCGCAAAUACAGGCGACAGUGACAGCAGCACCGCGGUCUCCCACGCCACCUCCCCUCUUUUGCCUCUUCUUGUUGUUGCGUGUGCGGCUGCUGCUGCGGUGGUGGCCGCGUGA
This is a messenger RNA of Trypanosoma cruzi, 942 nucleotides long. RefSeq names its product mucin-associated surface protein (MASP), putative. The coding region runs from base 1 to 942 and encodes 313 amino acids. The transcript has a single exon. The record is from RefSeq and is a predicted model, not a curated record. Lineage: Eukaryota; Euglenozoa; Kinetoplastea; Trypanosomatida; Trypanosomatidae.